Molecule: messenger RNA, 2024 nt
Organism: Cololabis saira (Pacific saury)
Lineage: Eukaryota; Metazoa; Chordata; Actinopteri; Beloniformes; Belonidae
Gene: miip
Product: migration and invasion inhibitory protein
Exons: 8
Coding region: 124-1107 (327 amino acids)
Biological process (GO): negative regulation of G2/M transition of mitotic cell cycle; negative regulation of cell migration
Source: RefSeq, a predicted model, not a curated record
GCUAUGGAGGUGCUGCAGUUUGGUUUAAAGCGUUGAAGAGCGUCAAACUUUCUGGGCUGUUUUCAACCUCAUUGAUGGAAAAACUAACCUUAUAAAUUUGCCUGACAGCUCUUUUACAAGUCCAUGGAUCGACAGCACGUUUUGCGAGAGCAUAGCAAACAUUUAUUGAAGCAGUUGGGGCAGCUGAGAGGAGGAUGUGAGCGGCCGAGCAGCUGCAGAGAGAGCCUGGAGGAAGGGGAGAGGAGGACAGAGGCCAUGGAGGUCCCCGGUCACACCGUCAGGUUUGCUGAUACUUGUGAAAUGCAAAGAGCCAACCAACACAGUGAUUCCCCAUUAUCUAGGAUCCCUGAUUAUAGAGGAGGAGCUAGUGGACAUUCAACACUGUCAGAACCCUUGGAAGAUGAUUACAGAUAUCCACGACUCCAAACCAGUCCAAAGGACACAAGGCCAUUGAGUGCUGAGUCUUGUUCAGUUAGUGAUGGCAAAGACCAGAGGGAUAUUCUGAGUCGAGUCGCACCUCAUACUCAUGAAUAUGAAGACGUACCUGCCUUAGAGAGACAUCAUUUACAGCCUUUACUCGGAUAUGACUGGAUAGCAGGAGUUCUGGAUUCGGAUGAUUCUGUGCUACAGCGCUCUGAUGAGUUCUUCAGUGAUAUAUGUGUGUUUCGAUCACUCCAUCAAGACGAGUGUAUCCAUGGUGCACAGACGGAAUUUUCUGAGGAGAGCCAUUCAGUCCCACCUCUCCUAGUUGACAAGGAUGACCCUACAGAUAACAAGGAAAUUCAUCGCUGUACGUUUUCUUACAGGAUUAACAGCCGACUGUUUCCAGUCCCUCUUCAUUCCCAGGAGUGCUGCUCGGUGUGCAGAAAGCACAAGUCGUCUCACCCUCACACUGCUGCUGAACCGGCUCUAGUUAGGGUCAGCAUUCCUCGCACCGCUCUCUUGCCAUCUUACAAGUAUAAAGGUCAUCGACGCUGCAGCUUUGACCCAUCUGACAGUCUGGCAUUAACAUCAAACUGUCUCUUGGGCUGGUCUAACAGAGGUCAAAGCAGUCUUCCACCUCCCAGCAGUCUCGACCUGCAGAGCUGUGCUAAGACGAAAAACUGAGCGGUCACUGGACGGUGAACUGCAGGUGAGACGCUGCAAACUUGGUUAUGCUUACAUCAUGCAAGAAUCAGUUUCUGUAUUAUUAAAAUAAGGUUUUCCAGCACCGACUGUCAUGGUCCGAGCCCAGACCACUUUGCAACAGUUACCUGUGUCCCAGGUAAAUCGCCUCUCUAAGCCUCUCUGUUGGCUCUCUAAGAUCAUUGCUGAUGUAUGCGGGAUGCAAGAUGGGAACAACUACACAAGCUACUGUCUGGGAGAAAUAUCAGAUAUAUUCACCUUUUGAAUUUGAAGAUCUUGAAAGGCAUAGACUUUUUCUGGAUUUUUUUUUUAAAAUCAGUGUCCUGAUUUAUAAAAGAGUAAAACUGAAAGAUGAUUUAUUUUCUUUUUCACACGACUAUUACUACAAUCACCGCAAAUGAAAUUUGUGUUUCUUAUAUGUUCCAGGACCUGUCCUGUCCUCAAAGCGUCUAACAUCCACCGCUUUGACCAGAUUCCUCAGCUGUCUCGCUUGGCUCGUCAUAACUUUCAACACUUCUCCCUAAGAUGAAAAGCGGAAAUCGCGUUUCACCCAGUGUAGCGACAUUGGCCAAUCUAUUUUUAAGUAAUUGCUUCACUUCUGUUUGAUGUUACUCAGUGAUUUCCUAUUUUAUGUCUAGAUUUGAAGAGACUUUUUAAUAAAAGGUUGAUUUCUGGAACACUUCUGUUUAUGUUGAAUGUGUUUUAGCAGCGUUUAAACGGAGAACAAAAUGUUAACUACAUCCAAUGUUGUAACUGUCUGAUUUUAAGUGUAUUACUUGAAAUAUGAGUUCAGUUGAUAUUUUAUGUAGUUAAUUUGUUAAUGAGAUUAAAACCACGUUGGUUUGAUGAAAUUACUGGAACUUAUGUUGACAGGAGUUGAAUUAAAUUCUAUACACAUG